AUGGUCUCCAGCUACGUGUACCUCCUGGGUCUAUCCCAGUUCCUGACCUCGGCACUGUCAGCAAAUACCGGAAGAGUCUGCGCGCCUGAAACCUUUGCAUCUCUCAGCCUCCCCAGUAUCGAUGUCCUCUCCAUUGAUGCUGAGCUCAACAAUGCCAGCUUUGACGUCGACGAUUCCACGAACGCCUAUCCGGUUGCAACGAACAAGACAGUGGAAGUGUGCCAGCUCACGGUGAACUACACCCAUCCGGGCUGGAACGAUAAUGUGACGACUUGGAUUUCGCUGCCGGUCGAUAAUUGGAAUGGCCGAUUCAUGGGAAUGGGCGGCGGUGGUUGGAUCAUGGGCACACGGGGCCGAUUGAGUCAGGCCGUCUUUGGCGGGUAUGCUGCUGCAUCGACGAAUGGCGGACAUGACGAAGCUGCGACUGUCAAGUCGUGGGGUCUUUCCAGUGAGGGAAAUGUGAAUUGGGCAAAUAUGCAGGACUUCAGCGCGGUUUCUCUUGACGAUGCUGCUUCGCUGGGAAAGGCUGCUACCAAGAUGUUCUAUGAAAAGCCUCACAAGUACGCUUACUGGAAUGGUUGCUCGACUGGAGGUCGCCAGGGCCAUAUGAUGGCUCAGCGGUACCCGACUCAAUAUGAUGGUAUCCUGGCUGGAUCGCCUGCUAUCAACUGGGACAAGUUCAUCCCGUCUGAGUUCUGGCCUCAGAUGUUGAUGAAUGCUCUCGACUACUACCCUUCAGCCUGCGAGCUCAAUGCCUUCACCGAACACGCCAUCGAUGAAUGUGAUGCGCUGGACGGCGUGAAAGACCGCAUCAUUUCCGUCCCGGGACUCUGCAAAUACAAUGCCACAUCCCUCGUCGGCAAGACAGUGCAGUGCUCAUCCAACAGCACCGUCAAAAUCACCCCCAAGGCCGCCAAAUACGUGACCCUCGUCUGGGCCGGUCCUCAAGACCCCUCCGGCUCAUCCCUGUGGUACGGACUCUCUCACGACGCAACUCUGACCCGUCUGGCCGGCACGAACUGCACCCUGCCCUCGAAGAACUGCCAGCCCAUCCCAUUCCAGAUCUCCGCAGACUGGCAACAGAUCUUCCUGGCCCGCAACUCUUCCCUGGACGUGGCAGACAUCACCUACACAGAGUACAUUCGUCAUUUCCGCCAAUCCGUCAACGAGUACAGCUCCAUCAUCGGGACUCGCGAUCCCGAUUUGACGGAUUUCAAGCAAGCGGGCGGCAAGAUGAUUGCCUGGCACGGCAUGAAGGAUCCGUUGAUCUUCUUCAACGGCACGGAGAACUACUACCGACAGGCUAUGGAGAUCGAUCCCAGCAUUCAGGACUAUUAUCGCUUCUUUGCGGCCCCUGGUGCUGAUCACUGCAAGGGUGGGAUUGGAUUCUAUCCUGGAAGUAGUUUGGACUCGCUGGUGAACUGGGUGGAGAAUGGUACUGCGCCGGACACUUUGCGGGCUAUUGCUACGCCUACUGGGACUGAUAGUGCGAAGCUGCCUCUGCGGACGGCGGACUUGUGUGCGUAUCCUAAGUUCUUGACUUAUGUUGGGGGUGAUGCGAGCAAAGCGUCCUCCUUUACUUGUAAAUAG
Molecule: messenger RNA, 1590 nt
Organism: Penicillium olsonii
Lineage: Eukaryota; Fungi; Ascomycota; Eurotiomycetes; Eurotiales; Aspergillaceae
Source: the annotation of a GenBank genome assembly